AUGGUUUGCAGAUACAAUGCUCCUUGGAAUUUAAAUUUGCAUGGUUCAAAAUUAUAUGAGGAUAAAGAUACCGGUGAAUUUUUUUUGGAUCCAGCAAGGAAUGAUGAUAGAGUCAAUUCACAUAAUCAUUAUAUAUUGCAAUUAUGGAGAGCCAACAUAGAUUGGCAACCUGUUCUCUCAAAACAUGUUGUGAUAAAAUAUAUUGCAAAGUAUGCAGCAAAAGCAAAGAAAAGUUCAGAAACCUACCAUCAAAUGUUGAUGUGUCUUGCAAAUAUUGAGAACCGAGAUGAUCUUGCAACAAAAGCAUAUAGGAAACUUCUAAAUGAAACUAUUAUUGAGAGAGAUGUUGGAGCUCAAGAAACAUCUCACAUGUUGUUAGAACUUCCACUCGUUGAAAGCAGUAGACAGUUUGUUAAUCUGAAUGUCUCGCGUGAAGUAUUCAAACCUGUGGCUAUAAAUGAUGAAGAGGAAAAUGAAGAACAAACAAAAUCAUUCAUCAAUGGAUAUAGAACAAGGCCAUUGUCUAUGGAAGCUGUCACAAUGAUUGAUGCAACUAGAUCAUGGAUUUAUAAUAAUAGACAAAAAAGUAAUAACAAAUGA
Molecule: messenger RNA, 600 nt
Organism: Cryptomeria japonica (Japanese cedar)
Lineage: Eukaryota; Viridiplantae; Streptophyta; Pinopsida; Cupressales; Cupressaceae
Exons: 2
Coding region: 1-600 (199 amino acids)
Source: RefSeq, a predicted model, not a curated record